Messenger RNA from Caenorhabditis remanei, 1032 nucleotides. RefSeq lists its product as uncharacterized. The transcript is spliced from 3 exons. The coding region runs from base 1 to 1032 and encodes 343 amino acids. NCBI's taxonomy places the organism in Eukaryota, Metazoa, Nematoda, Chromadorea, Rhabditida, Rhabditidae. The record is from RefSeq and is a predicted model, not a curated record.
AUGGACUAUGACAAAGUCGAUCAUUUCCGGGACGUAAUCAAAGAUCUUAACUACUUGGCACGAUGCCAGAUCACUUCAAGUUCGGAACCCUUUCAGAUUAACAUGUUCCACCCACAUUACGAUCUUUUGAAUGUUUGCUUAUUUCUUCUCGCUCCUCGUCGUGGUCAACCAUCUGAAGCCGGAGUUUGGCCACCGAAAGAGAUCGCUGUCGACUUCAAUAGGAGAAACGGGGUAGAAAGUGGCGAAAAUGACGAUUCAGGAGCUGACUCCGAUUUCAUUGGAGACGAGGAAGAGGAAGACAAUGGGUGGAACUUUGAAGAUAAUUCUGCUACCUAUUUGAGGUCAUUUCCACCAGCUACAAAAGUUUUUCGAAUUGAAAGAAUUGAGAACGAAUGGCUAAUAUAUCUUACGAACGACAGCAUGCGGCAGAAAAGACAAGAAGCUGAAGAAUAUCUUCUCGCCAAAGUUAAUUCAUUGACUGCUCUUCCAGAAGCUUGGCUUGCGUUUGGAACUGCUUGUGCCGUUUCUCAUGAAGGAGCGAUAAAGAGAGCUGCUAUUUGUGGGAUUGAGGAACAUUCAUUGAACCUGCUACUAAUUGAUUAUGGAGUGCUUAUUGAAUCUUCCACUACUGAAGUGUUCAGUCUUCCAAAUCAUGAAUCAGUCAACAUUGAACCACAACUUACGCUUAUAUCGCUGGCCUGCUUUAACUUUAUCCAUUGUUCUCGUGUUGAAAUCCUCCACAAUUUUCUACCUCCCGGAACCCCAAUUCAUUUCGAGCGAGAGAGAAGAUCUAAAGACAUACCUACCAAAGGAGCGCUUUCUCUUUUCGAUGGGACCCCAAUAGAGAAACUUGUGAAUGAAACGAUUUCACUUCAUAAUCUGGAUUUAGAGUGUCUGGAUGUCUUGCCGUUUUCCGAAACUUCAGAAUCAAUCAAUCCACCUCUCACUGAUCGCGUUAACCUCGCCUUCAUGUACAAAUAUGGUCACUCUGUUAUUUACAAGAAGUCAAAACUUGUAACAUCGAAAUUUUAA